ACGGCCGCGGCCGUGGUGGCAGCAGCGGUGGCAGCACCAGUACCAGCACCAGCACCAUGUCCUGGUACCGCAACGCCGUGUGGUUCGUGAAGGGGCUGCGGGAGUACACGAGGAGCGGCUAUGAGUCUGCGUCCAAGCGCUUCAGUGCCGUGGAUAUCGACGUGGAUGUGGCUGGAAAAUCCUUCCUGGUCACUGGAGCUAACAGUGGUAUUGGCAAGGCAACAGCAAAAGAGAUAGCGAAGAGAGGUGGCACAGUUCACAUGGUUUGUCGAAAUAAGGAAAGGGCUGAGGAAGCCAAAGAAGAAAUUAUGACAGAAACGGGUAAUCAGAAUAUCUUCUUGCAUAUUUUGGAUAUGUCUAAUCCCAAGGAUAUCUGGAAGUUUGCUGAAAAUUUCAAAAAUGAACAUAAAUUAGAUGUUUUGAUCAACAAUGCAGGAUGUAUGGUUAACCAACGGGAAUUAACAGAAGAUGGACUCGAAAAGAACUUUGCAACAAAUACCUUAGGAACUUACAUUCUGACAACUGCCCUGCUACCCCUGCUGGAAAAAGAAGCUGAUCCCAGAGUGAUAACUGUCUCUUCUGGGGGCAUGCUGGUUCAAAAAUUAAGCAUAUCUGAUUUGCAGUCAGAAAAUGGGACAUUUGAUGGAACUAUGGUGUACGCACAAAACAAGAGACAGCAAGUUGUCGUGACAGAACAGUGGGCAAAAGCUCACAGAAAAAUCCAUUUCUCUGUCAUGCACCCCGGCUGGGCAGACACACCAGCUGUGAGAUCAUCAAUGCCAGAUUUCUAUCAGAAGAUGAAGAAUGCCCUGCGCACAGAGGCACAGGGAGCAGACACUGUUGUAUGGUUGGCAGUCUCACCUGAAGCAACAAAGUUACCAAGCGGCUUGUUCUUCCAAGACAGGCAACCAGUUGCUACACACUUACCCCUAGCAAGAACCUACAGUCCACCAGAGGAUGAGGAAAAGCUAAUGGAGAUGCUGGAAGAAUUUUCCCAGAAGUUUAAAUCUACUUCUCCAGGAACUUAGUGUCGCUGCUAACACAACGUAACCACAAAGCUUCUAAUUAUACAGUAACAGUACUGUAGUGUGCCUCAUGUAGAGGGGAGGUAGGAUGCCAUAGAGCAGUUAAAUUGCAUUCAGGUGUGCUCAUAGUGGGGGACAGUGGUACUAGCAAAUUUGUUCUGGUGCUGAAAGUUCCUUCUCUUGUGAAUAUGCACCUGCUAUCUCAAGACAUGAUAUGAUGAUUGGAAGAAAAAUACAGACCCAUAAAAAUGAAAUAAAACCCAAGUGAUGCCAUUAGGCAUUGUGAAUUUACCCCAGACUUUUUAAAACACUCAAUGUACAGAGAAAUCCUGAGAGGCACAUCUUCAAUAGCUCUCAUGAAUGACUUCAGGAAAAAAGAAGUGUUAUUAAACAUUGUAUUUGGCA
This is a messenger RNA of Rhea pennata, 1430 nucleotides long. RefSeq names its product dehydrogenase/reductase 12 (gene DHRS12). The record is from RefSeq and is a predicted model, not a curated record. The transcript is spliced from 10 exons. NCBI's taxonomy places the organism in Eukaryota, Metazoa, Chordata, Aves, Rheiformes, Rheidae. Bases 57 to 1028 code for a protein of 323 amino acids.